Messenger RNA from Cavia porcellus (domestic guinea pig), 2041 nucleotides. Its product is annotated as homeobox protein cut-like 1. The transcript is spliced from 3 exons. The coding region runs from base 1 to 735 and encodes 244 amino acids. The record is from RefSeq and is a predicted model, not a curated record. NCBI's taxonomy places the organism in Eukaryota, Metazoa, Chordata, Mammalia, Rodentia, Caviidae.
AUGGUGGUGCACACCUGUAAUCCCAGCAAGCUGCGGCAGGAGGAGGCACAGCGGGAAACCCGCACGCAACGGAGCCGAGAGCCAGCGCCCCGCGCCCGGCGCCAGAGAGGGGUUCGGGGCCUUCGGCCAGGCCGAGGCCGAGGCCGCAGAGCGGCGGAGCUCUGCCCGCAGAGCAGUGACUCGGACGGCCGGGCCUCGGCCUCCUCCCCGUGCGUGCGCGCGGCGGUGCGGGCCGGGCCUGCCGGAAGCCGGCGGAGGCGGCGGCGAGCGAGGCGACACCCUCAGGCGGGCGAACCCUUCCCGGGGCCAGCAGGCCUGCGCGGCGCGGACGGCGCCCCGACGAGAGCGAGGGGAGCAGACGGCGCCUGCGCUUCCAGCCGGCGGGCGGCGCGAGCCCCCCCCAGCCGGAGCCCCGCCUGCCGCCCGCCGCCCAGCGCAGUGUCGGGGCUGCGGCGCCGCCACGCACACGCCCCCGGGCGGCGGUCCUGCUCUGCUCGGGUCGGCUCCUGCAGCCCUCGGACGGGAACCGUCCACCGCCCGGCGCUCCCGGCUUCUGGAGAGCCCGCUCAUUCAGACCUCAUGGCGCCCAGAAAGCUGAAAGCUGCGGCGCUGGCCCUGCAGAGGACGGGGUCCCUGAGCUGCGCCCCCUUCGCCGGAGUUGCGGGAAGCCUCGCCGUCCAGCGGCUCGGCCUUUUCUUUUUUUUUUCGUCCCCUGCGGCCCAGGGCUCCCCCUAGAGCCGCCGGGCGCUCGGCUGUCCUAGCCCGGGAGCCAGAGAUGGACAGAAAGCGUCCCCCUCCCGGUUCCCCCCUGGUUUUGUCUUGGCAAUAAAACAGAAGCUGCUGGCAUAGCUAUGGGCAAGCUUUGGAAUUGUCUUGCAGGUCAGCAGGCCAAGGAUGCAGCUCGAGAGACCCAGGAGAGUCUCGGUGACAGUGAAGGCCUAGCUGCCCUAGCGGACUCCUGGGUGCCCGCUGUGGAGCCCCCACUUCCUGGUGGUCACUUGGAGGACUCGGCUGUGCGCUCGCCACCCAGGUCCAGCACGAUGGGCGGGACAGUGGAGCAAGACGGCUGGCCGGGCUGAGGCUACCGGGGUUGGAAACCUCUGCAGAAUCAAGAGGUUGAUGUGAGAAACAAAAACCAAGUGGAGGAAGGAUGGUUCGGCCAACGGUUGCAGAGUGCAGAACGUCCACGACAGAGAGGAAGGACCGUGUUACAGACAGGAGGAGAGAUCUGGGAACUGUAGAUGCGGCCCAGGGUCACACAUUUCGUGCCACGGGGGAGCCAGGACACAGAGACAGGCCAGGCCGACUCUGGAUCCCUGAACUGCUCUGCCACAAGGAAGACAGCCAGUUUGCUUUCAGACUUCUCUGCAAUAUUAGCUUUCACAAGGGAGGAGGAGGAGGAAAAAGGAGGGAAUGGAAGGAAGUAAGGAAAGAAAGAGGAAGGAGUGAGCCGUGUGUGGUGGCUCACGCCUGUAAUCCCAGCGCUUGGGAGGCUGAGGCAGGAGAAUCCUCGUGAGUUCAAGACCAGCCUGGGCUACAAAGUGAGCUCAAGGCCAGCCUGAAUUGCAGAGAGACCCUGUCUCAAAAAGACCAAAAAAAAAAAGAGGAACAAGGAAGAGAAGAAUAUUCCAUGUAGACUUGGUUGAGAAAAUAUAACUGAAGAUUCCUCCACUCUGCCAAAUUCUCUUUUACAGUUUUCCAAUAGCCAGCAAGUGUUAGACACACACAGUGUGACAGGCAUGCUCUAAGUGAUCUGUCCAUGUAUUGAGUUACUUGCUUCAUGAACAGCCCCGUAAGGCAAGAAUUCCUGUCACCCCGACUUUAGAGGUGAGAACACUGAAGCCCAGGCAGUUCUUUGUUCCAGACCGAAAGAAUCUAGAAAUCACCUCUAGGAGACGCCAGUACCCCCAAAACCUGGUAAUAAUCGUCCAUCCUUUAAAAGAAACACAGUUCUACCAACACCUUUAUUUUAACCUCAGGAAACUGAUUUUGGCCUUUUGGUCUCCAGGACCAUAAGAAAAUAAAUGUAUGUUGUUGUAAA